CAUGCAUUUGAAAAUAUAUUACAAAUGUCAAUAACAAAAGAAGAUUUUCAUGUAUUAUUUAAACGAAUGGACUCUAUGCGCGAUAAAAAAAUAUCAUGGGAUGAAUUUCUAUCAUAUCUCUUGCUUGAAUAUCGAAUUGGAAAAAUAAAAUCACAAAAAAUUGAACGUUUUGAAUUGCCACUUACACAAUCACCAGAAAUAAAAAAUUCAAAACAUCACAGUGUCAUAUGUAGAAUAGUUUUUUGUCCAGAAAUAUUAUUAUCAAAAAAUAGAAAAACAAGUUUUAACAGUGGCUGUUAUUUAACAGCAAGUAGAGAUGGUACAAUUAAUUACUGGUCACUAGAUUUUGUGUAUCAACGUUCUGUUAAACCAAUUAAUCCAAAUUUACAUUCACAACCAACAAUAAUAACUGAUCUAAUUGCAAUGCCUGAUGUCCAAAUUAUUUGCACAAGUUCUGCAGAUAAUUCUGGUCCAUCAAUUAUGCCAUUUAUCAUUUUAUUUUCCCAGGGUAAAAUUGAUGGUUUACUUGUAACUGAAUUUAAUAAAAUUCACAGCAAUUGGGUCAGUCAAGUUGCUUACUAUGGAACACUCAGAGGAUUUAUUUCAUGCUCAAAAUGUUCCAAGUGUUCUUUAAUUUACAGUGAUGUUAUUGGAACUAAAAUGAAAUACAAAUUCAAUGUUAAUCUUGGAAUAUCUUGUUUCACAUACUGUGAAGGAAAACAAAUAUUAAUAACUGGUGGUCCUGAUUGUUUAAUACGUUUGUGGAAACCAUAUGUACCAAGUAAACCAGUUGGAAUAUUACGUGGCCAUCGAACACCAAUAUCAAAAUUAAUAAUCAAUGAAGAUUCAGAAUUAUUAUAUUCAUUAUCAAAAAAUAUGAGUAUCAAAGUAUGGGAUAUAUCAACACAAGAUUAUCUUCAAACAUAUAAUAAUUUACCAGAUAAAUUGAGUCAUCGUAGUACAAUAUCAGUACUAUUUAAUUCUGUAACACAAAAAAUAAUUAUUGCAAGUACAGUUAUUGUAUUAUUACAAUGUGAUAAAGCAAUUAAUGAAGCUCUAUCAGAUGGUGACAGUCAUGCUGGUAAAGUUACUUGUGUUAUUUACAAUCCACUAUUUAAAGUUAUUGCAUCAACUAGUACUGAUUCAUGUAUAAUUAUUUGGGAUCCAUGGCAAGGAAAACGAUUACAUUGUAUCACAAGUGCUCAUAAUAAAUUUGUUAAAGGUAAUCAUGUUGAAGUAGAAAUAAUAUCAGCAGCAUUUGAUUUUUCGUAUCAAUUUUUGGUCACUGGUGGUCGUGAUGGAUCAGUCAAAGUUUGGAGUUUUAGUUCUGGUGCUUGUGUUAAAAAUAUGUCAACUGAAAGCCAAUCAGCAAUAACUGGUAUUGUCUGGCUGAGAAAUCGUCUGGUAUUAUCUUCAUGGAAUCGUAUAACUGAGUUUGCUGAUACUGAAAUUGGAAUAUAUAAAAAAUCAUGGAAAACAAAACAUACUGAUGAUAUAGUUUGUACAGAUUAUUGUACAGAUACACUUGUUACUGCUUCUUACAAUGGUGAAUUGGUUUUUUGGAAAAUUGAUACAGGAGUAGCUUACAAAAGAUAUCAAGUCAUGAAUCCAACUGAAAAUACAAUUGAUGAAAUUGGCUAUGGAAUAUCAACAUAUAAAAGUGAAAAAUUAAAAAAAGAAAAUAGCCAAAAACAUGGUGCUAAUGAAUUAAUAAAAAUUGAAAAAAAUAUUAUUGAAUUAAAAAAAAUAGUACCAAUUCGUUCAGUUUUAUUUUUAUGCUCAAGAAAAAUUCAACGUAAUAUUGGAACAUUACUUGUAUCAUUGGAUUCUGGUUUGAUACAAGUUUGGAGUCAUCAUCAAGCUGGUGGUUUUAUUGAAUCAUUUAAUGUUGUUCAUGUUAAAAAUGAUUGCUGUUUAAGCAUGGCAACUGAUCCUGACAAUGAAUUUCUAAUAACUGGUCAUGUAAUGGGCUACCUAAAAAUUUGGCUAUUAAAAAAUUAUAUCAUUGAACCAGUACCAAAAAUAAGCAUGCCUGCUUUAAGACUUGAAUUUCCAUUUUUAUGGAAAGAUCGUAUUCCAGGUCGUGCCAAAAGAAGAGUUAAAAAUCAACCAUUACCCUUGUUACUGUCAUCUUUCAAAGGUCACAGUAAACCAGUUAAUGCAUUAAAAUUUUUACCUGGUGCUCGUUUAAUUGUCAGUGGAAGCUCAGAUCAUACAAUAAGACUGUGGACAUUGAGUGGACGUUAUAUUGGAACAUUUGGUUCAUCAAAAAAUUGGCCAAUCCUCGUGCCAAAUAUUCCAGCUAGAGAGUACUUGAGAAAAUAUAGACUUCCACCAGAAGUUAAAAGAAUUGGAUCUUCCACAACAAUCAAAGUACUUAAAGGUGGCUACAUUGGAGCAAACAUUGAUGACGAUGAUGAUGAUGAUACUGAAAAAUCAAAAAAAGUACCAUUAAAAUUAAGACACGUUUUAUUCAGUGAAAGAUUCGUCAAGCCAAUUAAUAAUAAUGAUCGCUAUGAAGCACCAAGACCAGAACUUGAAGCAAAUGUUACACUUGACACAUCAUAUGAACAUAUACCAGCAUUUUCACAUCUAAAAAUCUACAAUAUUGAUCCAAUUAAAAAUUGAUAAAUUAUGAUAAAAAAAAAAUUUAUUUUUUCAAUACAACAGAUUACAUUAAUACUUAUUUUUUAUAUG
Messenger RNA from Aphidius gifuensis, 2697 nucleotides. RefSeq names its product WD repeat-containing protein on Y chromosome (gene WDY). The transcript is spliced from 11 exons. Gene Ontology annotation, molecular function: protein binding; calcium ion binding. NCBI's taxonomy places the organism in Eukaryota, Metazoa, Arthropoda, Insecta, Hymenoptera, Braconidae. The record is from RefSeq and is a predicted model, not a curated record. The coding region runs from base 25 to 2628 and encodes 867 amino acids.